AUGCUUGGUCCAGAACGUGUCCGUGAUCUCGCCAUGUUCAAUCACCGGUCAGCCAUUCUCGGUUUCCAGACACGAUGUGACAUGGCGAUGGCGACGCGGGUUUUCUUCGACAUGAUGGAUGACCGGAACUCCACCAAGGUGAUUCUGUUCGGAGACGCCUGUUUCAAGGUCACCGGGCCCAUAUCGCAGAUCUCCAAGUGGUGGCACAUGUUCCAGUUGUCUUAUGGAGAUACGAACCCCCUUUUGUCAGAAAGAGAUAAAUAUCCAUACUUUUUCCGGACUGUGCCUAGCGAUAAUGACCACAACCCGGCGCGAGUGGCCCUUCUCAGGAACUUCAAUUGGACUCGCGUGGGGACACUUUUUCAACUGGCGUCGACGGGGUCUUCUCGUUUUAAUUAUGCACACAACCGUCUCAUUACACUACUUGAGAAAAGCAACGUAGACUUGGUUAAAGUAGAGAGUUUUGCCGAUGAACCAGAUGCAGCUUUGGACAAUUUAAAGAUAAACGAUGUGAGAAUAAUAUUUGGUAAUUUUAACGAGGAUCUGGCGCGGCGUGUGUUUUGCAGCGCUCACAAGAAGAAAAUGUUCGGCUCGCGGUACCAGUGGAUUAUCCUGGGCGGCUACACUAAAGACUGGUGGCGGAAACAGGACCCCCACGUCACCUGCACUGUAUCGGAGAUGAACCACACCAUCCAUGGUUACCUAGCAACGGACGCUCUUCCCAUCAGCAGCAGCACUUCCGUCACCGAAUCUGGAUUGACGCCGCAGUCCUACAAGAAGCUGUAUGACGAGUGGCGGGGCGAGGAGUACAGCAAGUAUCACGGCUACGCCUACGACGGCGUGUGGGUGGUGGCCAAGGCCAUACACAGCCUGCUGGACCGUCAGUCGCUCUUCACCGAGAACACCUUCCGCAGCGGCGUCAUGGGCAAGGUUCUUAACGACACCAGCUUCAUCGGCGUCACGGGCAGGGUUCAAUUCAACAAUGGGGAUCGCUUGGGCGAGAUUCAAAUCACUCAGAUGCAAGGUGGAACUAUGCAAAAAGUGGCUGAAUAUCACGGCCACGUUGAUAAACUUUUCUUUUCUACUCGCAGACCUAUAUUAUGGAGAGGUAAUGGACCUCCGGCCGACAAGAACAUCGAGUACGAAGAGAUGCGUCGCGUGUCCGUCCCGGUGUACAGCGCGCUGUGUGUCCUGGCCGCAGUCGGAAUAGUUAUGUCUAUGGGGUUCCUCUCCGUCAACAUCAUAUACAGAAGUCACAGGUUUAUAAAGAUGUCUUCACCCAACAUGAACAACUUAAUAAUCGCAGGAUCAUUUCUGUGUUACCUAAGUAUCUUCCUUCUAGGGAUUGAUGGAGGAGUUGUCUCCCCAACCGUGUUCCUUCAUCUUUGCAGAUUACGAGCUUGGACGUUAACGCUGGGAUUUACAUUAGCAUUCGGUGCUAUGUUCAGUAAAACGUGGAGAGUUCACGCAAUAUUCACCAAUAUUAAACUCAAUAAGAAGGUUAUCAAGGACUACAAGCUGUUCCUCAUCGUGUGUGUGCUGGUAUUGAUAGACGCCGGUAUUCUCGUGGCUUGGCAGGUCUUCGAUCCACUCGUUAGAGCAACGAAACCGCUAGCUGCAGAGGUGUUUGCAGACUACGAGAUUAUUCCAGUUAUAGAAUACUGUACGAGCAACGGUAUCGAGAUAUGGCUGGGCUCUAUAUAUGCAUACAAAGGUUUAUUAUUAGUAUUCGGGUGUUUCUUGGCGUGGGAGACGCGUCACGUGAGCAUCCCAGCGCUGAACGACUCCAAGUACAUCGGCAUGAGCGUGUACAACGUCGUCAUCAUGUGUGUGUGUGGCGGAGCCGUCUCCUUCAUCAUCAAGGACCAGCCCAACUCUUCCUUCAUCAUCAUCUGUCUCUUCAUCAUCUUUUGCACUACAAUCACUCUGUGCCUUGUUUUUAUGCCAAAGUCUGACCUUAGCAUAAGAUUGAUUUACAACCACUCAAACAACAAGCUGGCGUUAUGUAACAGGCAUGUCAUUGUUCCAGCACCGCAUGACGUCCGUGAACACGCGCUCAUCUUCAGCCACAGUGGGUUUUUCCUUAUUCUCCACUGA
This is a messenger RNA of Gigantopelta aegis, 2097 nucleotides long. Its product is annotated as gamma-aminobutyric acid type B receptor subunit 2-like. Gene Ontology annotation, cellular component: membrane; G protein-coupled receptor heterodimeric complex. Gene Ontology annotation, molecular function: G protein-coupled GABA receptor activity. The record is from RefSeq and is a predicted model, not a curated record. The transcript has 16 exons. Lineage: Eukaryota; Metazoa; Mollusca; Gastropoda; Neomphalida; Peltospiridae. Bases 1 to 2097 code for a protein of 698 amino acids. Gene Ontology annotation, biological process: G protein-coupled receptor signaling pathway; gamma-aminobutyric acid signaling pathway.